This is a messenger RNA of Heterobasidion irregulare TC 32-1, 363 nucleotides long. RefSeq lists its product as uncharacterized. The record is from RefSeq and is a predicted model, not a curated record. The transcript has a single exon. The coding region runs from base 1 to 363 and encodes 120 amino acids. Lineage: Eukaryota; Fungi; Basidiomycota; Agaricomycetes; Russulales; Bondarzewiaceae.
AUGAAGGCUCAACUCCAGGCUAGCAAACCGCCUGAGACGCCUGGACCGCCCAUCGCGAGCGAGCUCAUUGAGCUCCCCGAGCCUAAUAGCGAGUACUCAGACUCGGAAGACGAGAAUCGCCCGCGAAACUUUGAUCCACCAGAUUGGGCUCAGUCACCGGAGCUUAGGCAGGCCCUCGAGUCGCAGAGAACCAUGAAUCCAGACGACAUUUUUGGAGCAAUACGGCCGUUGCGAAUGGAGGAUAUGUUCAGAACCAGACAGAGCCGCUUCCGUGCAAGGACUAGUUCUGCAAACUGGUCUGGUAUGGAUGGGCUGACAGAAGAGGAGGAAGGAGAGUAUGCGAGGAGGAUGGGGUUCAGAUGA